AGGUCUAAGUCCAGCUCUUCCUCCCCGCAGGUAACAAGUACGUACCUCGGGCCAUCCUGGUGGACCUGGAGCCGGGCACGAUGGACUCAGUCAGGUCUGGACCAUUCGGCCAGAUCUUCAGGCCCGACAACUUCGUAUUUGGCCAGAGCGGGGCCGGGAACAACUGGGCAAAGGGCCACUACACGGAGGGCGCCGAACUGGUAGACUCAGUCCUGGACGUGGUGAGGAAGGAGUCAGAAAGCUGUGACUGUCUGCAGGGCUUCCAGCUGACCCACUCGCUGGGGGGUGGCCCGGGUCGGGGGAUGGGCACGCUGCUCAUCAGCAAGAUCCGGGAGGAGUACCCAGACCGCAUCAUGAACACCUUCAGCGUGAUGCCCUCGCCCAAGGUGUCGGACACGGUGGUGGAGCCCUACAACGCCACGCUGUCCGUGCACCAGCUGGUGGAGAACACAGAUGAGACCUACUGCAUCGACAACGAGGCCCUGUACGACAUCUGCUUCCGCACCCUGAAACUGACCACGCCCACGUACGGGGACCUCAACCACCUGGUGUCCGCCACCAUGAGCGGGGUCACCACCUGCCUGCGCUUCCCCGGCCAGCUGAACGCGGACCUGCGCAAGCUGGCCGUGAACAUGGUGCCCUUCCCCCGCCUGCACUUCUUCAUCCCCGGCUUCGCCCCGCUCACGGCGCAGGGCAGCCAGCAGUACCGGGCCCUCUCGGUGGCUGAGCUCACCCAGCAGAUGUUUGAUGCCCGCAACACCAUGGCUGCCUGUGACCCCCGGCGCGGCCGCUACUUGACCGUGGCCUGCAUCUUC
Messenger RNA from Myotis davidii, 815 nucleotides. RefSeq names its product tubulin beta chain. The transcript is spliced from 2 exons. Lineage: Eukaryota; Metazoa; Chordata; Mammalia; Chiroptera; Vespertilionidae. Gene Ontology annotation, molecular function: GTP binding; GTPase activity; structural constituent of cytoskeleton. Gene Ontology annotation, biological process: microtubule cytoskeleton organization; mitotic cell cycle. The record is from RefSeq and is a predicted model, not a curated record. The annotation marks the transcript as partial. Gene Ontology annotation, cellular component: cytoplasm; microtubule.